AUGAUGAAGUUUGCACAUGUUUAUCACCCAUCAAUCAUCGGAGCGGGUCCCCAUGCCAAUUUUGGAUACUACACUUCAACCAGACUAGUCAGUAACGUCACCGCAGUCAGUAGUAGCAGCAGCAGCAGCAGCAGCAACACGAAUAGCAAUCACCAUAACUAUAGUGCGUCCCUGUUGCUUCAGAGUGUAGACGACAUCCAUGGCCGUGACGGUUUUGCGCUUGGCGUGUUCAGUACCGGAAAUACGCUUUACACCACCACGUUGAGCCAGACGACGGAUGGCAAGCUUGGUAAUACCCUGGAUGUUAUUACGCAGAACCUUCCGAUGACGCUUGGCGCCUUCUUUUCCAUGAUCUUUGCCUCCCUUGCCACGACCAGUCAUUAUUGCUUGAUGUUUGUCGUUGAACAGGUGAAUCGAUCGAAACUAAGCCAAAAGCGGCCUGCCAUCCGACGUCUGGCUAGACGUGGUGGUGUCAAGCGUAUCUCCGGUCUGAUCUACGAGGAAACCCGCGGUGUGCUGAAGGUGUUCCUAGAAAUUAUGAUCCUUGAUGCCGUCACCUGUACUGAACACGCCAAGCGUAAAACCGUCAUGGCCAUGGAUGUCGUCUACGCUCUGAAGCGACAGGGAGGCACUCUGUAUGGUUUCGGAGGUUAA
This is a messenger RNA of Ochlerotatus camptorhynchus, 654 nucleotides long. RefSeq lists its product as uncharacterized. The record is from RefSeq and is a predicted model, not a curated record. The transcript is spliced from 5 exons. NCBI's taxonomy places the organism in Eukaryota, Metazoa, Arthropoda, Insecta, Diptera, Culicidae. The coding region runs from base 1 to 654 and encodes 217 amino acids. Gene Ontology annotation, molecular function: structural constituent of chromatin; protein heterodimerization activity; DNA binding. Gene Ontology annotation, biological process: nucleosome assembly.